This is a messenger RNA of Nylanderia fulva, 1595 nucleotides long. It is a transcript of the gene Ttc19, whose product is annotated as tetratricopeptide repeat domain 19. The record is from RefSeq and is a predicted model, not a curated record. NCBI's taxonomy places the organism in Eukaryota, Metazoa, Arthropoda, Insecta, Hymenoptera, Formicidae. Gene Ontology annotation, molecular function: protein binding. Gene Ontology annotation, cellular component: mitochondrial inner membrane. Gene Ontology annotation, biological process: mitochondrial respiratory chain complex III assembly.
GGAAUGCAUUUAUCAGUAAAUAUAAUCUAUGGAUGCAAUCGAAUGUCUGCAUUGGAUCUGUUCAUUUUAUAGUUGCACUUUCUACUUUGCUCAUUCAAGUUCUGCGUAAAUGAAUACAGCUGAUAUUUAUUUCUCACUAUAGCAUCUAUAAUGACUGUAAUUAUCACAUAAUUAAUUAUGACAUGUCAUGUUUGCAAUCUCAUUGCAACAUCUACAACAGGUGUAAUAAGCUUAAGCUUUAAAAAAUUCACCAAUCACAGUCAAGAAUGAGGGGAAUAAUCGACUGUGAUUGAUCAAUUUCUUAAAGCCCGUAUCAGAUUAUGGAUUAGGAUUGAGAUUAAAUUGAAAUAUAACCAAUCAGAAGCAAGAAACUGAAAGCGGGAAAAGUACAGAUCUCUAGUCGAUCAGCUGAUUACAGCUGAUGCAUGUAUAUGUCAAAUCUUUACUUGUUAAGAGAUGCACCGCUUAAAUGUAAUACCUCGUAUGUCGAAAUACAUUCUGUCAAAUAUCAAUUUUAUUCGUUUGACAUCAAAUGCUCGACAUAAUAUUCGUAUACAUAAAAAUAUAAAAUUUUGUGGACUCAAUAUGAUGAGAAGACAUCCUUUCUAUAAGUCACAAGAAGGAAAAUUCGAGAUAUUUCUCGCUGUAUCUUUACCAACAUUAAUAUUUAAUUAUCUUUUUGAUAUCGAAGAGGAUGAAGAAGUUCCAGAAGUUAUUAUGAUGAUCAAGCGAUCAGUAUUACUGAUACAGAAGGGAGAAUUUUCUAAAGCAGAAAAAAUGCUACAUUUAGCAUUACGCCAAGCACAAACUAUACAACAUUAUGAUGCUGUUACAUAUGUCUAUGAUGUAAUGGCUAAUCUUGCUUUUGACACUGGAGACUAUCGCAAAGCAGAGAAGCUAUUUGUAUCAGUUUUGCAAAGGCUAAUGUCAAAUGGAACUGCAGAAAAUGACAUGAGAGUCAUUCAUAUAAGCUUAAAAAUGGCUAAAGUAUUUGAACAUCUAAAAGAGAUAAAGAAAGCAGAGCAGGGCUAUAAAUUUUGUAUAGAAAACUUAAAAUCGCAUAUUGAAAAAGAUUCUGAAAAUGAGGACGCUGUAUUAUUACAGGGUAUGACCUUUGAUUGGUAUGCGCGAAUGUUAUUUUCACAAUCUCGACAUAGCGAAGUUAACUAUUUUCUUCAGGCUUAUGAUAUAUGUAAAAAGAUAAAUGGCGAAGAACAUGAACAGACUAUAGUUCUACUUAAUGAUUUGGGAACUGUUAGUUAUAUGCAAGGAGAAUAUGAUGAAGCAAUCAAAUACUUAUCUGCUGCAACAAAAAUAGGAAAAAAUUUACCUGAUAUGGUUGAUUUGGGUUCAAUCUAUAUAAAUUUAGGAAAUGUAUUUCUGAAAAAAGGUUUAUAUGAUGAAGCCAAAAAGUCUUGUCAACAAGGAAGAAAGAUAGCUAAGAAUAGGAAUGACAAUGAUUCCUUGUUAGAGGCUGAUGAAUGCCUCAAAGAAGUAAAACGAUUACUGUCGUUAUAAUUCUUAGAGUAUCUAGAAACACAAUAGUUUUGUUAAAACUAUAGAUAUUUGUGUAAAAUUUUGUAAAUAUAUUUAAA